This is a messenger RNA of Dendroctonus ponderosae (mountain pine beetle), 1013 nucleotides long. Its product is annotated as soma ferritin-like. The transcript has 3 exons. NCBI's taxonomy places the organism in Eukaryota, Metazoa, Arthropoda, Insecta, Coleoptera, Curculionidae. The record is from RefSeq and is a predicted model, not a curated record. Gene Ontology annotation, biological process: iron ion transport; intracellular iron ion homeostasis. Gene Ontology annotation, cellular component: cytoplasm. Bases 297 to 827 code for a protein of 176 amino acids. Gene Ontology annotation, molecular function: ferrous iron binding; ferric iron binding.
AAUUGGCCUGAAACGUUCAAGUGUAAAUUAAUGUGUCCUUUGCAGGAUCAAAAUUUUUGAACCCUGGUAGUUUUACGUAAAUAUAAAUCACGUAAUUUUUCAUAAACAAUUAAUGUUUUUUUAAUUGGCACUCAAGGUCCGCCACUGUUAUCCGACGCGGCGCCCGAGUUUUCAGCGCCGUCCAUGCCACCGUGCGGUAAUUUCAGCGCAUAAUCGACAUUUUUUUCAAUCAAUAGCUACUGCUGCGGAAGUCAACAUUAAAUUUCCCGACUGAAAAAUUAGAUUUUGUUGUAAAAAUGGCUCACUCUCAAGUGCGUCAGAAUUUCCACAAGGAUUGUGAGGACGCGAUUAACAAGCAAGUCAAUUUGGAAUUGUUCUGCAGCUAUACGUAUAUGUGCAUGGCUCACCAUUUCCAAAGAGACGAUGUAGCUCUAAGUGGAUUCAUCCACUACUUCAAGCAUGCCUGCGAUAGCGAACGGGAUCAUGCGCAUCUUCUAAUGGACUACCAAAACAGCAGAGGAGGCAGGAUUGCUUUAAAGGCCAUUGAGGCUCCAGGGAGGCAGGAAUGGGACACACCGCAGGAGGCAAUGCAGGACGCCUUGGAGCUGGAGAAGCGCGUUAAUGAGAGCCUGUUGCAACUUCAUAGCGUUGCGUCAGGGCACAUGGACGUGAACUUGUGCGAUUAUCUGGAAACGAAUUUCCUGCAAGAGCAAGUGACUAGUAUUAAGGAGAUUGCUGAUUAUGUAACCAACCUGAAGCGUGUGGGGGAAGGUUUGGGGGUCGUCGUAUUCGAUAACAAGCUACGCCAACUCACCUGGAAAUUUUAGUGUAGUUUUAGGGCUCAACAAAAGCUUUGACCGGACUGAGCCGGAGAAUUAACUGUUUAUUAUUCUUCUAGAUAUUGAUACUCUUAGGCAUCGAAUAGGGAAGAUGGGCGAAAUUGGCGCAUUACACUUAGUCGAUUUAGGACAUAUACUGUAUUCCAGAUGAAUAAAAUAUUUCGCUCAAGUAAA